Messenger RNA from Benincasa hispida (wax gourd), 1135 nucleotides. RefSeq lists its product as uncharacterized. NCBI's taxonomy places the organism in Eukaryota, Viridiplantae, Streptophyta, Magnoliopsida, Cucurbitales, Cucurbitaceae. The record is from RefSeq and is a predicted model, not a curated record.
ACUUUUUUCGAGGGCUUUGCCUCUCAGUCAUCCGAGUCAUUUGCUGCACCUUCAUCUUCAUCGGGGAAAAAAUGCAGCCGCCGCAGCCACCGCCACCGUCUGUAUCUCUUCACUCCAAUUUCUUUUCCUCGCUAAAGCAGGUCGAAAAGCGCCUAAAAUUAGACCAUCAAUCGCAACGGGACGUUCUUCAUCCACCACCGUCAUUUCCAGUAGAAACCAAUUCUUCUUCGUCGACCGAAGAUUCACUGAGCACUCCCAUGUACCUUCAUUUCCCCCAAACCAACACAUGCUCCGCCCUACAAGAAAGCAGCGAACCGCCACUCGAAUUCCUCUCAAAUUCCUCCCAAUCUCCACCAUCCCAUCCGAAAUCAGAAUCGAAUCCUUCGAAACACAUCGAUCGUGGCCAAAAUUGUGUUGUAGGCGACAUUCAACGGCUAAUUCAACUCUUAGGGUUAGGAAAUUCGUGUGACGAAAUGGAAUUAGGAGCUAAGAAUGGCUGUAAUGGCUGUGAGGGUUGUGAAAGUGGGUUUUAUAGUAAGAUCGUUGGCCUGAAAGGCCCUAAAUGUAAAAAGGAGGUGGAGAGACUAAAUGGAUGGAUUGAGUUCUUUAGUAAUGGUGGCGGUGAAGAAGAGAGAUUAGAGCCUCUUAGAUUGGCGUAUUUGCUGUUCGGGAAAUCUGUUUUUGCUUCUAACGGCGAUGAUGGGUGUUUGGAAGGAAUGGAAUUCCCUUCAACUGUAGAGGACUUCUUGCUGAAUGAUCCUCCUGCAUAAUAAGAAAAUGGGAAGGCAUGGCUGAAAAAUUCUGGUUUCAACCUGAAAUGAAGCCAUGAACAAGCUGCAACACCAGAGCUCAAGAAGAAUCACUUAAAUUAAGCCAAUUGGCUCUCAAAUGUUCAACCAAAAGCAUGUUCACUGUCACUUGAAGGUCAGUACAGAAACUCGUUGCUAAACCAGAGGAACAUAUGGUUUUGGUUUGGCCCAAAGGUGCCUCAAAAGAGAAGAAAAAAUGGUGGUGAAUUGAACUGAUUGGUAAGUUUAAUUCAGAUAUAUAAAUGUUCCUUGUGGCCAACUUUCUAAAUCCUGUCUUUGUAGGUUGGAAUGUAUGGAACUCAUGAGAUAAUUCAAACCAAGUCUAA